This is a messenger RNA of Strongylocentrotus purpuratus (purple sea urchin), 3381 nucleotides long. RefSeq names its product tubulin polymerization-promoting protein family member 2. Gene Ontology annotation, molecular function: tubulin binding. Lineage: Eukaryota; Metazoa; Echinodermata; Echinoidea; Camarodonta; Strongylocentrotidae. Gene Ontology annotation, cellular component: microtubule. The transcript has 4 exons. Bases 1190 to 1717 code for a protein of 175 amino acids. Gene Ontology annotation, biological process: microtubule bundle formation; microtubule polymerization; positive regulation of protein polymerization. The record is from RefSeq and is a predicted model, not a curated record.
GAGUGAUGGCACGUUGACAGAUCAGCCAGCAGGCUACACGAAAACAAGCUAAUACUCCAAUUUCCCCGCCAAUAUUCCGAAGAGGAUGCACCCAUUCCACGAGAGCACAUUCAGCUCAUAAACAACUCCGUGAUGAAUUUGUAGGCACCACAACACCAGAGCGCGCUGAGCCCGGUAUACGCACAGGCAUCCAUGCAUGCAGGCGAUAUCUAUAGUUUUUCAUUUUGGCGCGUGAAUACAAGGAAACGACGUUGCUUCGGAAGUAGAAUACAUGCGCUGAUACGAUACGAUAGCUUGAUAGGCAAAAAUCUGCAGACGACACUGGACAAUUUAUUGAAAAUGAUCAUCGAGAGCGCUAGCUGUUACAAUUUGUACACUCAUGAUUUGAUUUGUUUGUUUUAAUUUGUUUUUUCCCGUAAAGAAAGCUCCCAUACUCGUCACGGGAGAGUGUCAUCGACCGGCUUACCAUCCACAAGUUUACUGAACUAGUGUGUUUUUGAGGAGCUAAAAUAUACCGAGGGGAAAACCACAACAAUUGGACCUAGAGAUUAUCGCGGAAAUCGUGCUGGAAUUUCACCGCGUAUAAUACGAUAUUGCUUCGUGCCCAGCUAUAAGCAGACAUUAAUUAACACUUUGGAGCUUGGUUCUCUAUAAUAUAAAACUAUUUAGCUUGAGUAAUCAAAUACGGUGAUUAUUGUAACAAAUAUAACUUAAAGGAAAUGCUUUUGAAUUUGUCAAAGGGAUCACUCGAAUAUCUGUAGAGGAAUACUCGGCAUCCGUGUUCAAAGAUUCCAGAAACCACCCGCAACAAAACUCAACGUACACGAAUCAUAAAGGAAGUCAGCAUAGACCUACGCUCAAAAUAGGAAUAUAAAACUUGGAUUCAUACAUCGAAGGUUAAGCCCCUCGAAAGCGAAAUAAAUGACAUCAUCAUCUCGUUCAUCAUUAUUAUAAUAAAGCAUCGUGGUAAUCUCCUAACGACAUAUUGCGAGGUUGUGCUUUCAUCGGGACACUCGUAACGCCCCAUUGCAGAGAGGGACUUGAGGAAAACAAAUAGGACAUCGAGAGCCUGAAAGUGAUAGCAUAACUUGCAUUCCCAGCCAGAUAUUAAAGCUACACAUCAGCUUUUGUUGAUACGUCACUUGUUUUUCCCGUGGAAUAUAUACCGCGUGCAAUAUAAACCCUAGCCAUGUCAGCCCAAGUGAGCGGAAACGAGAAGUCUCUGAAGGGCGUCUUUCAGAAGUAUGCUGUCUUCGGCCGUCCUGGACAGACCAAAGACAUCACCAGUAAGAACUUCUCCAAGAUGAUGAAGGAAUGUGACAUCAUGGACAAGAAGGUCAACCAAACCGAAAUCGACAUCAUCUUCCAAAGAGCCAAGGCCAGCCCUAAACUGAAAGUGUUGACGUACGAGAAGUUCCUGACUAGUCUUAAAAUGAUUGCCAAGUCCAAGUAUGGAACGGACGAGGAAGAGAACUUCGGAAAGAUCAAAAAUCAAAUCAGGUCGUCCUCGGGACCAAGUACAGCAGGCACAACGAGUACAUCGACGACGGGGAAGGUGGACCACUUCACGGACGUCACCAAGUACACGGGACAGCAUCGGGAACGCUUCGAGAAGGACGGCACUGGGAAAGGAAAGGCGGGCCGGGAAUAUUUGGUGGAAGAGUCAGGCUACGUCACAGGCUACAAAGGAAAGGACUCUUUCGAUGGAAAAGAGUAAAACCUUUCUGCCCCCUCUCCCCUGUAUCGUCACAAUAUGGUUUCUUUGUAGUCUUCUCCUUUGUCUUCUUCCAAUGAUUAUGAAAAGCUUUAAGAGUGUCGAUCUUUUUGGUUUGCCAGGACCAGGGGCGGACGCGGACUAGUCAUGGGAAGUUUGUUGAGUUUUCCUUAUGCCAUGGGCACCUUGAUAUUGGGCUUGAGGGUUGGUCGAUUCGCGGUCUGAAGACCGGUUGAUAUGUUUAUAGAGGUUGAGUGGGCCGAAAUUUUCAAACCGAAUUUUAGUCCUGGGUUCGUGGGCUCUUUGUGACCAAGCUUUAUAAGAGAAGACAAAAAUAUGCUACGAUUAACAUAGACCGAGAACCGUUUGUGUAUUUUUAUGUUUCUAAGUAUAGGUUUUUAGAUGACAUUAUUCAAUGACAAUGUAUUUUCAGUCGAUAUGUAUUAAGACAUUGGAAUGUUUAUAAGUCAAUUUUAGAAAGUGUACAGUAUUAUUGGGUGCUAAACGUACAUAGAACGUUGUUUUAUCUGAAGAAGUAAUGUAUGUGUUUAUAUCAAUCUGUCUUUCAAGCAUCAUACAUUUCUCAUUCACUUAAUGAUGGUGCUCACUUAAAAAUCAUUCUUAUCGUCAAGAACUUCGCAACUUUCUUAUUUUUUAUCCGAUUUAUCUCAAAAAUUCACAAAAUAAAUUUCUCUGUUUCUGCUGCUCAAUAGUACACUUAAUACAAACUUAUUUGACAUUAACUUUCAAUGGGUGGCUACUUCUGGUAAAAGUUUAACCCCGAUAGGCGUAUAUACGAGCCAGGGGCGUGAUAUUUGAGCUAAGAGGGCUGCAGCCCCCCCCCCCCCAUUUUGAUACAUUUAUUACAGAUAAUCGCCAAUAAUCGCGAUAUUAGUCAGCCAAUUAUCACCUCGUAUUUUGAAAACAAAAUUUUCUAUCUGUAUUUUUAUAAAAUGUUUAGUAUAUCUUUAUGACAAGAUUGUUAUUCUCAUUAUGGAAAAUGCAUAACAAUUUUUGGUUGCUUGCAAAAUGUUGAAACUCGGGGGGAGGGAGAGACCACAGUCGCCUGGUGAUUUUGUGCCUGUAAACUUAUGCUUCUUCCUCAGUCAGCCAUUAUGACGUUCAUAAAAGUGUAUCAAACCUGCAUUUUCUAUGACAUGGAUGCUAAAACAAUCAAAACAUUCGCCUUUGGGUCAAACUGAAAAACAUACCGUCAGCUGUAUCAUUUUUUUUAUUGGGAGGGGGGGGGGGGGUUGUCCCAAGAAGACUCUGUGAUAAUCUAAAAAUCAGGUAUUAAUAAGUGCACCGAAAAUCCCUCUCCAUUAUUGAUGUAUCAGACGGUGCUUUUCCAGAUGUAUAUUUGGGGGAUUAUUGAGCUGAAAUGUAAUUUAAACCAACCAUGUUAUGAAUAUUAAAGCUGCAUGUCUGUCCCUAUAUGUCAAUAUAAUUAUGUACCAGUAGAUUUUACCAGGAUGUAAUUUAUAUAGAUGUGUAAAAUCAGAUUAAAUAUAUACCAGUAACUUUUCAGAAUAGGUUAUUGAUAUAUACUUGAAAAUCUUGUUUAUGUUCAUAUAAGUAGCGUCUUUGUGAGGAGAGUAUAAUAGUAGACACUGCAAUGUAAAUAUGAAAUAAAUGCAUGUAGACUUUCUACAUUUUAACAAAGGAAA